Messenger RNA from Jaculus jaculus (lesser Egyptian jerboa), 1599 nucleotides. It is a transcript of the gene Sapcd2, whose product is annotated as suppressor APC domain containing 2. The coding region runs from base 1 to 1209 and encodes 402 amino acids. The transcript is spliced from 6 exons. NCBI's taxonomy places the organism in Eukaryota, Metazoa, Chordata, Mammalia, Rodentia, Dipodidae. The record is from RefSeq and is a predicted model, not a curated record.
AUGGCCGUGGCCGCGAUGGCCGAGCGGGGCCGCCUACCGCCCGCCGGGCCUGCUCCGGUGCCGAGUACCGAGGGGCUGCCCCGGGCCUUCCUGCAGAGCCUGCACACCCUCUUCGACAUCCUGGACGACCGGCGGCGUGGCUACGUGCACCUGCGCGAGAUCGAGUCCCGCUGGCAGGGCGCCGAUGCCAGCGAGCUGCCCCGCGGCGUGCUCGAGGGCCUGCGCCAGGUGGCCCCAGCCAGUGGUUACCUGACCUUCGAGCGCUUCGUGGCCGGCCUGCGCACCUCGCUACUGAGCUCCGACGGCGGCCCUCGGGAUCAGCCACGCGUCCCCGUCCGGCUUGGCGACCAGCCGCUGCCGCCGCCGCCGCUGCCCCCGCAGCGCCUGGUGUUCCCACCGGCAGACGAACCGCGGACUGUUCUGGAGAGGAAACCUCUGCCCCUGGGCGCGCGCCCCCCGCAGGCAGGCCCGGGGGUCUCAUCGCGGACCCCUGAGCUGCCCUGCAGCCCCACGGAGGGGGCGCCCUGUCUCGCGGAGCCCGAGUGGCCCCAGAGCACCGCUCUGGAGCGGAGCACGAGCGCGGACGCUGGUGCGUUGGCCUGCAAGGCUCUGGAGGUAGGCACGGGUGAUGCCAGACGGGCUCCACGGACCCGAGGGGAGCGUCGGAGGCACACAAUCACCAAUGGCGUGGACUGUGGCCUGGUGAAGCAGAUGAAGGAGUUGGAGCAGGAGCAGGAGGUGCUGCUGCAGGGUCUGGAGAUGAUGGCACGGGGCCGCGAAUGGUACCAGCAGCAGCUGCAGCGCGUGCAGGAACGUCAGCGCCGCUUGGGCCAGAGCAGAGCUGGUGCCGACCCUGGGACUGCUGGAAGCCCGCGCCCUCUAGGGCGGCUGCUGCCGAAAGUGCAGGAGGUGGCCCGGUGCCUGGGAGAGCUGUUGGCUGCGGCCUGUGCUGGGAGGGCUCUGCCGUCAGCCUCUUCAGGGCCCCCAGGUCCCACCCUGGUCCCCACCUCGCCCUCAGCCCCAGGCUGGCAGCAGCAGACCAUCCUCAUGCUGAAAGAGCAGAACCGGCUGCUCACCCAGGAGGUGACUGACAAGAGCGAGCGCAUCACUCAGCUGGAGCAGGAGAAAUCUGCCCUCAUCAAGCAGCUAUUUGAGGCCCGAGCUCUCAGCCAGCAAGAAGCGGGGCCUCUGGACUCUACCUUCAUCUAGCUGUGUGUGCCUCCCUUGGACGCACACACACAGUCUCUGCUUCAGCCCCGAGGCACCCCUUUGAGCCCACCCUCUGACUGGAGACUACCAGCUGGCCUGGACAGAGUCCUUGAGUGGGACCCUCUCUCCAUCCAUGCAAUCUGGGUUCCCUGGAUGCUCACCCCAGGCUGGCCCCUUACACUUGGGGUGCCAAUCAGGGCAGGACUCUGUUGUGUUGGUACAGCCUGAUGCUGCUAUUUCCACUGUCAGUGGACAGUUGGGGGCCCCUUCCUCAUGUUUACCAGAUCUCAGGCAGCCCUGGACAGACGGGUCAUGUUUACAGCUGUCUUGUUUCUUCCUGCAUGUAGACCCUGGGGCCCUGGUCUCUAGUAAAGAACUGGUUACACUGGA